CGAGGCUGCGAUGACCUUGACGACAACUGUUUUUUGCGCCAACUUCACUGCGAAACCUCCAGUGCAUGUACCCUGCUCGCACGGACCGAUCGGUCGACCUCACAUGGUUUUCACGAGUAAUUUUCGUUUCCCAUCAGGGAACUCUGGUCCGGAAGCACUCGCACAACGAUAGCACGUCCUGUCGAACGUCCCAGUCUCGCUCGGCGGUGAUGCAACGCAAGAAUGGUAUCCCCGGCAGUGAUCUGCGCAAAAUUCGCAUAAAGGCACUGUUUCCCUCGCUCUGAGAACACAUUAUUCCACCACCAUUACCACAACCACCGACGAGUAACAAAACAACACUCAACAACACCAAAACACUUUCUCAAUCAAUCAACAUGCACUUCACUCAGAUCACCGCCCUCGUGGCCCUUCUCUCCGCGUCCGCCAUGGGCGUGGCCCUGCCGGAAGAUGGCGGUGACGCACCCAAGGGACAAGCGCCUCACACCGGCAGCGACACCGGCCACAACAAUUGCGGUCCAUCCACCAUCAACCCGGCGACCGGCAACGGCCCAAAGCCCGAGUAUAACGACUGCCACACUCUCGCGCAGAACAUCGGCCGCGCGGACAAGUCCUACCGCAUCAGGGGUGACAAGGGACCACGUCAAAUCGGAUACUUCGGCACCUGCCAGUUCACCGCCACCGUGCAGAGGCCUCAGCAGGCCUGGCUUGGCUGUAACGAUGUCGAGGAUCUCAUUGGGAGCUCGCUGAAGCAGUGGGACCAGUUUCCGAAUGGCUGCGGGGGAACCAUUCUUACCGGCAAUGGUGGCGAGGUGCCUUGCGACAACGUCAAGGAUGGUGGGCCGGUCACCGUCUACUGGAGUCUGUCGUACUACCACCAGGGCAAUUGA
Messenger RNA from Zymoseptoria tritici IPO323, 887 nucleotides. RefSeq lists its product as uncharacterized. The coding region runs from base 375 to 887 and encodes 170 amino acids. The record is from RefSeq and is a predicted model, not a curated record. Lineage: Eukaryota; Fungi; Ascomycota; Dothideomycetes; Mycosphaerellales; Mycosphaerellaceae. The transcript has a single exon.